Molecule: messenger RNA, 288 nt
Organism: Blastomyces dermatitidis ER-3
Lineage: Eukaryota; Fungi; Ascomycota; Eurotiomycetes; Onygenales; Ajellomycetaceae
Exons: 1
Source: RefSeq, a predicted model, not a curated record
CAGAAGCUGACAGAGAAGAAGAGAAUUAAGGCCUUGUUCAGAUCUCAAAUGCACUUCAUGAUUCAGAAUAUUGAGAAGACAGCUCUGCUCUCUGAGCAUGUCAAUCUGCUUACUACUGAGAUGGAAUCUGAGGCAGCAGAUCAGGAAAUGCAGGAUUUUGAGAUACAGGUUGACCUGGCUGAAGGGAAGCAGCAGAAACCCUUCUCUGAGAAGGCAGUAGAGAGAGAUUUUGAGAUGAUUAUCAUCUCAGAUGAGGAGAAGAAGAAGAAGAAGAAGAAUGAGAAGUGA